Messenger RNA from Symbiodinium necroappetens, 780 nucleotides. NCBI's taxonomy places the organism in Eukaryota, Dinophyceae, Suessiales, Symbiodiniaceae. The record is from the annotation of a GenBank genome assembly.
AUGGCAUCGCUGGGUGCUCAGGAAGACCAGGUCUGGAAAGUGAAAGAGAAAGAGACCGGCAGGAUCUUUGCGUUGAAGAAAUGCUUCGAUGCCUUUCAAAAUUCCACAGAUGCUCAGCGCACCUUCCGAGAGAUCAUCUUCCUCCAGGCACGUGCGCAGUGCCUCCGCGACCCUCCGCGAGACCGUCGAGUCGCUUCAACAAAGGAGUUGAACGGUCACGAGAACAUUGUCCGGCUGAUGCACGUGCUGCUCCAAGUGCUGUCAUUCAAGCAGCGGAGUUCCGACACGACUUUGCCAUGCACGAACCUUCCAGUAUCACAGGCUGUUGUAGACAUGUAUAGAAAAAUGGCUACGGUUACGGCUCAAGCAUUUGGCUUUCAGCUCCACCCCUCCCUGUGCUCUUUCUUGCACCUCUUCGUCAUGACCUGGGUCUACAACUUCGGCUCUGGGAAUGCGGACGGCCGAGCCGAGAUGAAGAACCUCCUGGGCGGCAAGGGUGCCAACCUUGCAGAGAUGGCCUCGAUCGGGCUUCCUGUUCCGCCUGGCUUCACCUUGACAACGGAGAUCUGCACAUAUUACUACCAGAACGACUGCCAGUAUCCUGCUGACCUCAAGGAGCAGGUGACCAAGGCCUUGGCUCUGGUUGAAACAAGGACCGGGCGCAAGUUCGGAGAUGCCACGAAUCCCUUGCUUGUUUCGGUGCGCUCCGGCGCGCGGGCCUCCAUGCCUGGGAUGAUGGACACUGUUCUGAACUUGGGCCUGAAUGACGUGACGGCGGAG